Molecule: messenger RNA, 2836 nt
Organism: Panicum hallii
Lineage: Eukaryota; Viridiplantae; Streptophyta; Magnoliopsida; Poales; Poaceae
Exons: 3
Coding region: 153-2741 (862 amino acids)
Source: RefSeq, a predicted model, not a curated record
GUGCCAGCUACCCUACCCCAUUUCAACUCCCGGAUCGAAGCACGGGUCGGUAAAAGGGCGGGGGCCCGAAGCGGCACGCCCUGGCACGGUGGCACGGAGACCAGUGGCCGAGUUGGCGGCAGCAGGUGAGACCGUGAGAGCGAGGAGGAGGGAUGAGCAGCAGCCUCGCCAUAGUGGAGAAGCGGCCGUCGCCAUUCCCCGGCGGCGGCUGCGCGGGCGGCGUGCUCUUCCACCUCCUCGACUGGCACCGCCGCCUCGCGCGCAAGCGCAGGCUCUUCUCCCCGCGCCGCCUCCUCCCCUGCUCGCUCCGCUCCUCCCCGCGCAGGCUCCCGUGCCCGGGGCCUCCGCCCGCCCCGCCGCCGCCCGCGUCGCCGCACCAGGCCGCCGGCGCGGCCGAUGGGGCCGCCCCGGGCGUCGUCGCGCGCCUCAUGGGCCUCGAGUCCUGGCCCGCCGCCGCGGCGGCCCCGAGGCCGCAGAAGCAGAGGAAGGUGGAGGCGUCGCGCCCGGACGGCGACGACUCCGCGGUGGUGCUGGUGCUGCCUACGCCUACUAGCCGGAGCCUGCGCCCGCCCGCGCCUGCGCCUGCGCCCGCGCAGACGACGGCGAGGAGCCACCACGGGGCCGACCUGCCGGCGCGGGCCCGGAUCGUGCACGCGGCGGCGGCGAAGCUGUUGGAGCAGGGCGCGCGCGCCAGCUCGCGGGCGAGCGCCAGGAUGGCCCUCGCGUACGCCUGCUCUUCCCCGCAGCACCGCAGGGAAGGCCACUCCGGCGCCUUGCUUCAAGGCUCGGACGUGGGCGACGACUUCCUGUCUAGCUCUGAGAGCCUGUUGACGCCUUCUACCUCUACACGGGUACAGGUGCAGCCUCCUGUUCUCCCGGCGGAGACAGGUUGUGACAGCGCUGCUGUCUUGCGUAGGCACGAGCAGCGCUCCAUAGACAAUAAUGCUGCCAAUGUGGAAAUCAGUACCAGUACAGUAGUGUUGCCAAGAAUGGAUUUUGCUGAUGCAAACAUCAGCAAGCGCAGCUUUGCUAUGGAUGCCAAGCACAAGGAGAGUAAAGUAAGAAAUGAGGUAGUACGCACUUGUGCCAGGGUUAGAUCGAGUGCUGCUGCCGUUCAAACUGGAGCUGAGAGGUUGCGCAAACGAGCAACACCCACUCGGCCGGAUGUUUCAGGUGGUGCCAACUCUGGAAGCUUGGCAGAAUCGAUGCGCCAAGUUGGGUGUGCUCGUGAAUUGGUAUCUGCUGGUAGGAGAGUACCACAAAGUGGUUCUGGUCCAAGAAGAGAGCACAUGGGUUCGAUCACCAAACAAGGGAACACCACCCGCAGAGAUGGGAUCAACCGAAGUGGAUUAGCAUCCACAAGCAGGAUUUCAAGCAGUGGAUCAGGGCCAAAAAGGGGAUCACGGAAGGUGGGGCGUGAUACAGUAGCCAGUAACAGGGAUGGCAGAAAUGCAGUUGCAUUUACUUCUAGAUCAUCCACAAAACCAGUGGCCAGAGCUUCGCCGCGCAUCAAUGAGUUGAAGAGUGGGUGCCCAAGUAGACUAGCACACGAUACAACUCAUGUUCAAAUGCCGACUCCAGAUACCAAAUAUGUGGAAGCCUCACCUUCUGUUAUGGCUACUUCUGAGAAAGAUGAAUUUAGCAGGCUGUUGAAAGCAAAAAUGAAUGAGCUUGGCUUGUCUGACAGGAAUGAGUUUACAUCAAGUGACGACCCUUCAGAGAAAUUGACGGCAACUAUGCUGCAAGAGCUCAUUUCCGCACUUACUAGUGACAUGAACACUUCAAUCUCCAAAAGUAGCAACUACUCAGAUGCAUCAAUACCCUUAAGAUGCAAUGGAGGCAGUGGAAAUAUUGACUGCAUCGAUCGAUCAUGUUAUAUAUUCUCCAAUGAUCAAUCACCUGAUUUCCAGAAGUGUUAUCAGAAUGAACAAGAUGUUGAUUCUUCUGCUACAUCAGUGAACAAUGAGCCCAACCAGCCAAGUCCAACAUCAGUCCUUGAAGCAUCCUUCUCCAAUGAUGCUUCUUCUUUAGGAAGUCCAGUUGAAAAGAAUGAGGGUAAAGACUUAUUUGUGUCAACUGAGAACAAGAUGGAAGACCUGUUUAAUUUGGAGUCUGACAUCAUCAAUUUAGCAAUGUCAAUUGAUACAAGGAAAACUGAUGCUUUCUUCUCGAACACAAGGAAAACUGAUGCUGAAGAAACUCUUAAUGACAACGACAAGUUAUCAUGUUCACAGAAUUUUCUUGCACCUGAUUCUAAAUUCUUAAAGUCCAGGCUCCGCAUCAUCGGAGAAGCAGCUAUUUCAAAUGCCGAACUGCUUUUGGGCAGUAGCAUCCAUCCUUUCAUCAUUGAGAUGCUGGAAAAUGCUAUGGAUAUGUAUGAUGGAGGAGAGUAUUCUGAUCUUGCUGAAGAUAAGAAAUAUCAACAUACCAACUUCCUGUUUGACUGCAUUGUUGAAUCAUUGGAUUCAAAAUUCUGCAAUUUUGGUAAAUGUGGGUACAAGGCUUGGCUGAGAUUGCCGAGCAGUUUGAGCAAAGAUCUGUUGAAGUGCCAAGUAUUGGAAGAUAUCGGCAAUUGGAGGGAAUCAAGUGGGACUGCUCUUAGACAAGUUUCUGACAAAGAAGUGGACCAAGUGACUGCCAGGUGGGAUGCAAGUCUGGUUGAAGCAUUUGACAUCAGCAUUGCCAUCGAGAAUGACAUUCUUGAGGCGCUUGUUGGUGAGUUUGCACUCGACCUAUGGUGAAACAACCUAUUGACAGCUUUAUGUGAGAUAUUGACAUGUUUGGACUUCCGCUCGCAUGAUUAUGGAUAAUAAAGAUACUGCGGAUUUGUUUGUAA